CUCAAGUCCUGAAUUACUUUGGAGAACCUGAUCCUGAGACCUCAGCACAAUGUCUUACCAACAGCAGCAGUGCAAGCAGCCCUGCCAGCCUCCUCCUGUGUGCCCACCCCCUAAGUGCCCAGAGCCUUGUCCUCCCCCUAAGUGCCCAGAGUCUUGUCCUCCUCCACAGUACCCAGAACCUUGUCCUCCUCCACAGUGCCCAGAACUUUGUCCUCCUCCACAGUGCCCUGAGCCUUGUUCUCCCCCAAAGUGCCCAGAGCCAUGCCUCCCUCAGCCAUGCCAGCAGAAAUGUCCUCCUGUGCAACACCUUCCACCCUGCCAGCAAAAGUGCCCACCCAAGAGCAAGUGACUGCUUCCACAGUCACCAUGACCAGGAGAAGAGAAGGGAAUCCAUCUCAACCUCUUUCAUAGCAACAGCUCUAUCUUCCAUUCAAAGUUCAUCAUGGAUGCGAAAGAAUCUUAUCUACCCUUCACCUUCUUUGUGCCUGCUAAUAACUCUAAAAUGGAGGACAUUUCCAUCAGGCUGUUUUCCUGUUGUUCAAGGGGCUGCUGAGAAUGGUCCUUCCUCCGUGGUUCAGUAUCUCAGUGUUCAGAGAGAAGACAGUAGAUGUACCUUCAGUGCUCUCAGAGUAUGAUUUCCAAAUCUCUCUGUCACUUUAGUAGAAUAAU
Molecule: messenger RNA, 669 nt
Organism: Peromyscus leucopus (white-footed mouse)
Lineage: Eukaryota; Metazoa; Chordata; Mammalia; Rodentia; Cricetidae
Product: small proline-rich protein 2H-like
Exons: 2
Coding region: 50-349 (99 amino acids)
Cellular component (GO): cornified envelope
Source: RefSeq, a predicted model, not a curated record